This is a messenger RNA of Myiozetetes cayanensis, 10990 nucleotides long. It is a transcript of the gene TLN2, whose product is annotated as talin 2. Gene Ontology annotation, biological process: cell-cell adhesion. Gene Ontology annotation, cellular component: focal adhesion; plasma membrane; ruffle. The record is from RefSeq and is a predicted model, not a curated record. NCBI's taxonomy places the organism in Eukaryota, Metazoa, Chordata, Aves, Passeriformes, Tyrannidae. Gene Ontology annotation, molecular function: structural constituent of cytoskeleton; integrin binding; actin filament binding. The transcript has 59 exons. Bases 371 to 7999 code for a protein of 2542 amino acids.
CUGCGCCGAGCCCGCUCCGCGGCGGCUGCGGGAGCGGCGGGGCCGCAGCGGCCGCGGGCGAGCGGGCGAAGGACGGGAGGAGGCGGGGGAGCGGCGGGGCUCGGGCGCCCCGCGGUGCCGCAGCAACGCCGUGCCCGUUGCAGGCUGGGAUUUCAUCCCCAGAGAUCCACCCCCUCGAUUCUCAAAGCUCCGGCGCCUUUUUCCUCUGAAGCGCCUCCGAGAAGCUGGAAAAUGCACUGACUGACUCCCCAAGACCUGGUUACUGGAAGCCUCCCACGUGGUCCAAUAAUACUCUCAGCCAACCUUAUUUUCUAUUAAAUGAAGUUUAAUUUUGAGGUGCUGCAGUAGGAGGCUGCGGGUGCUGGGCACCAUGGUGGCCCUGUCCCUGAAGAUCUGUGUCCGCCACUGCAAUGUGGUGAAGACCAUGCAGUUCGAGCCCUCCACGGCCGUGUACGAUGCCUGCAGAGUCAUCCGGGAGAGAGUGCCCGAGGCUCAGACAGGCCAAGCCUCUGACUAUGGAUUGUUCUUGUCAGACGACGAUCCUCGAAAAGGUAUAUGGCUGGAGGCUGGAAGAACACUGGAUUAUUACAUGCUGAGGAAUGGGGAUAUAUUAGAGUACAAAAAGAAACAGAGACCUCAGAAAAUACGGAUGUUGGAUGGCUCGGUGAAAACAGUCAUGGUGGAUGAUUCUAAAACAGUUGGGGAGCUGCUGGUUACCAUUUGCAGCAGGAUAGGGAUAACCAAUUAUGAGGAAUAUUCCUUAAUCCAGGAAAGCAUCGAAGAGAAGAAAGAGGAGAGUACAGGGACACUAAAGAAAGACAGGACACUGCUACGGGAUGAGAGGAAAAUGGAAAAACUGAAGGCAAAGCUCCACACAGAUGAUGACUUGAACUGGCUGGAUCACAGCAGGACCUUCAGAGAGCAGGGCGUCGAUGAAAACGAGACGCUGCUGUUGAGAAGGAAGUUCUUUUAUUCAGACCAGAACGUGGAUUCAAGAGACCCAGUUCAGCUUAACCUGCUUUAUGUUCAGGCUCGUGAUGACAUUCUGAAUGGUUCCCAUCCUGUCUCCUUUGAGAAGGCCUGUGAGUUUGGAGGCUUCCAAGCACAGAUCCAGUUUGGACCUCAUGUAGAACACAAACACAAACCUGGAUUUUUAGACCUAAAAGAAUUCCUGCCUAAAGAAUAUACCAAACAAAGAGGGGCUGAAAAGAGAAUAUUUCAGGAGCACAAGAACUGUGGGGAGAUGACUGAGAUAGAAGCCAAAGUGAAGUACGUGAAACUCGCCCGCUCCCUGCGCACCUACGGCGUGUCCUUUUUCCUGGUGAAGGAAAAAAUGAAAGGCAAAAACAAGCUGGUUCCUCGCUUGCUGGGUGUCACCAAGGACUCGGUGAUGAGGGUGGAUGAGAAGACCAAGGAGGUGCUGCAGGAGUGGCCACUGACAACCGUGAAACGCUGGGCUGCCUCCCCCAAAAGCUUCACUCUGGAUUUUGGGGAAUAUCAGGAAAGCUAUUACUCAGUACAGACCACUGAAGGAGAACAGAUCUCUCAAUUAAUUGCAGGUUACAUUGAUAUCAUCCUGAAAAAGAAACAAAGCAAAGAUAGAUUUGGGCUUGAAGGUGAUGAGGAGUCAACCAUGUUGGAAGAAUCUGUUUCACCUAAGAAGUCCACCAUCGUGCAGCAGCAGUUCAACCGCACCGGGAAGGUGGAGCACGGCUCGGUGGCGCUGCCCGCCGUCAUGCGCUCGGGCUCCAGCGGCCCCGAGACCUUCAACGUGGGCAUCAUGCCCUCCCCCCAGCAGCAGGUCACCGUCGGGCAGAUGCACAGGGGACACAUGCCCCCACUUACCUCAGCCCAGCAGGCCCUGAUGGGCACCAUCAACACCAGCAUGCACGCGGUGCAGCAGGCACAGGCCGACCUCAGCGAGGUGGACAACCUGCCUCCCCUGGGGCAGGACAUGGCAUCCAGAGUAUGGGUUCAGAACAAGGUUGAUGAAUCCAAACAUGAAAUACACUCUCAGGUUGAUGCAAUCACUGCAGGAACUGCAUCUGUCGUGAACCUUACUGCAGGGGACCCAGUUGACACUGACUACACUGCUGUGGGAUGUGCAAUCACAACCAUCUCUUCCAACCUCACUGAGAUGUCCAAAGGUGUGAAACUGCUCGCUGCUCUCAUGGAUGAUGAGGUUGGAAGUGGAGAAGACCUCCUGAAAGCUGCUCGAACCCUGGCCAGUGCUGUGUCAGACCUGCUGAAGGCUGUGCAACCUACUUCAGGAGAGCCUCGACAGACAGUUUUGACUGCAGCUGGAAGCAUCGGACAAGCAAGUGGGGAGCUGCUGAGGCAGAUUGGAGAGAAUGAAACAGAUGAAAGGUUCCAGGAUGUCCUGAUGAGUCUGGCCAAAGCUGUUGCCAACGCUGCUGCCAUGCUGGUGCUGAAGGCCAAGAACGUGGCACAGGUGGCCGAGGACACGGUACUGCAGAACAGGGUCAUUGCUGCUGCCACACAGUGCGCACUCUCCACUUCCCAGCUCGUGGCUUGUGCCAAGGUUGUGAGUCCCACCAUCAGCUCCCCGGUGUGCCAGGAACAGCUGAUCGAGGCUGGCAAGCUGGUGGACCGCUCGGUGGAGAACUGUGUGAGGGCCUGCCAGGCUGCCACAGACGACACCGAGCUGCUGAAGCAGGUCAGUGCCGCUGCCAGCAUCGUCAGCCAGGCGCUCAACGACCUCCUGCAGCACGUGCGGCAGUUCGCCAGCAGAGGCGAGCCCAUCGGGCGCUACGACCAGGCCACAGACACCAUCAUGUGUGUCACAGAGAGCAUCUUCAGCUCCAUGGGGGAUGCUGGUGAGAUGGUGCGGCAGGCGCGGGUGCUGGCUCAGGCCACCUCCGACCUCGUCAACGCCAUGAGGUCGGACGCCGAGGCAGAGAUUGAUAUGGAGAACUCCAAGAAGCUCCUGGCUGCUGCCAAGCUCCUGGCAGACUCCACGGCACGCAUGGUGGAAGCUGCAAAGGGAGCUGCAGCCAAUCCUGAGAACGAGGACCAGCAGCAGCGUCUGAGGGAAGCGGCAGAGGGGCUGCGGGUGGCCACCAAUGCUGCUGCACAGAACGCCAUCAAGAAGAAGAUUGUCAACAGAUUGGAGAUUGCAGCCAAACAAGCUGCAGCUGCUGCCACUCAGACCAUUGCAGCCUCUCAGAAUGCAGCUGUCUCCAACAAGAACACAGCAGCUCACCAGCAGCUUGUGCAGAGCUGUAAGAAUGUUGCAGACCACAUUCCCCAGUUGGUGCAGGGUGUGAGAGGAAGUCAAGCUCAGGCAGAAGACCUCAGUGCCCAGCUUGCUUUAAUAAACUCCAGCCAGAAUUUCCUCCAGCCUGGAAGUAAAAUGGUGGCCUCUGCCAAGGCUGCAGUGCCCACAGUGACGGAUCAAGCAGCAGCCAUGCAGCUCAGCCAGUGUGCCAAGAACCUUGCCACCAGCCUGGCUGAGCUCCGAACAGCCUCCCAGAAGGCUCACGAAGCUUGUGGUCCCAUGGAAAUCGAUUCUGCCUUGAACACGGUGCAGACCCUCAAAAACGAGCUGCAGGACGCGAAGAUGGCGGCUGUGGAAGGACAGUUAAAACCCCUCCCCGGAGAAACUCUUGAGAAAUGCACUCAGGACUUGGGAAGCACAUCCAAAGCAGUUGGAUCUUCAAUGGCCCAGUUGUUAACUUGUGCUGCUCAGGGCAACGAGCACUACACAGGAGUUGCUGCCAGAGAAACCGCUCAGGCUUUGAAGACUUUGGCUCAGGCAGCACGAGGGGUUGCAGCAUCGACCAGUGACCCCGUGGCAGCACAUGCCAUGCUGGAUUCAGCAAGGGAUGUGAUGGAAGGCUCUGCCAUGCUGAUCCAGGAGGCCAAGCAGGCCCUGGCUGCCCCAGGGGAUGCAGACAGUCAGCAGAGAUUAGCCCAGGUGGCAAAAGCAGUGUCUCACUCCUUGAAUAACUGUGUGAACUGCCUGCCUGGACAGAAGGAUGUGGAUGUGGCCUUGAAGAGUAUCGGGGAGUCCAGCAAGAAGCUCCUUGUUGAUUCGCUACCUCCGAGUUCCAAGUCAUUUCAGGAAGCUCAGAGUGAACUGAACCAGGCAGCAGCAGACCUCAACCAGUCAGCAGGAGAAGUUGUCCACGCCACACGGGGCCAAAGUGGGGAGCUGGCUGCAGCCUCGGGGAAAUUCAGCGAUGAUUUUGAUGAAUUUCUUGAUGCUGGUAUUGAGAUGGCUGGCCAAGCACAAACUAAAGAGGACCAGAUCCAAGUCAUAGGUAACCUCAAGAGCAUCUCGAUGGCUUCCAGCAAGCUCUUACUGGCUGCCAAGUCCCUCUCUGUGGAUCCUGGAGCUCCUAAUGCCAAGAACCUCCUGGCAGCAGCAGCAAGAGCUGUGACUGAGAGCAUAAACCAGCUCAUCACUCUGUGCACCCAGCAAGCUCCUGGCCAGAAGGAAUGUGACAAUGCCCUCAGAGAACUGGAGACAGUUAAGGGGAUGCUGGACAAUCCCAACGAGCCUGUGAGUGAUCUCUCCUAUUUUGAUUGUAUUGAGGGCGUCAUGGAAAACUCAAAGGUUCUCGGAGAGUCAAUGGCGGGCAUUUCCCAGAACGCAAAAACUGGGGAUCUUUUGGUCUUUGGAGAAUGUGUUGGAGUCGCCUCCAAGGCUCUUUGUGGCCUCACAGAGGCAGCAGCUCAGGCCGCUUACCUGGUUGGUAUCUCGGAUCCAAACAGUCAGGCUGGUCAGCAGGGUCUUGUUGACCCAAUCCAAUUCGCCAGAGCCAACCAAGCAAUCCAGAUGGCUUGCCAGAAUUUGGUGGAUCCAGCAAGCAGCCCAUCACAGGUGUUGUCAGCUGCCACCAUCGUGGCCAAGCACACAUCAGCGCUGUGCAACGCGUGCCGCAUCGCCUCCUCCAAAACCGCCAACCCCGUGGCCAAGAGGCACUUCGUGCAGUCUGCCAAGGAGGUGGCCAACAGCACUGCCAACCUGGUCAAGACCAUCAAGGCCCUGGACGGAGAUUUCUCUGAAGAGAACCGUAACAAGUGCAGAAUUGCCACUGCCCCUUUGAUAGAGGCUGUGGAAAACCUGACAGCAUUUGCCUCCAAUCCAGAGUUUGUCAGCAUCCCAGCACAGAUCAGCACUGAGGGGUCACGAGCCCAGGAGCCCAUCCUGGUCUCUGCCAAGACGAUGCUGGAGAGCUCCUCGCUGCUGAUCAAAACUGCCCGUUCCUUGGCCAUCAACCCCAAGGACCCUCCCACCUGGUCAGUGCUGGCCGGGCACUCCCACACGGUCUCAGACUCCAUCAAGAGCCUCAUCACCUCCAUCAGGGACAAGGCCCCAGGGCAGCGAGAAUGUGACUUCUCCAUCGACGGCAUCAACAGGUGCAUCAGGGACAUCGAGCAGGCGUCCCUGGCCGCUGUCAGCCAGAGCCUGGCCACCAGGGAUGACAUCUCCGUGGAGGCCCUGCAGGAGCAGCUGACAUCAGUGGUGCAGGAAAUCGGGCACCUCAUCGAUCCCAUAGCCACGGCAGCCCGGGGAGAGGCGGCUCAGCUGGGGCACAAGGUGACACAGCUGGCAAGUUACUUUGAACCCCUGGUUUUAGCUGCAGUUGGUGUGGCAUCCAAGACACUAAACCAUCAGCAGCAGAUGACUGUGUUGGACCAGAGCAAGACACUCGCAGAAUCUGCCUUACAGAUGCUGUAUGCUGCCAAGGAAGGGGGAGGAAACCCCAAGGCCUCUCACACUCACGAUGCCAUCACUGAGGCUGCCCAGCUGAUGAAGGAGGCUGUGGAUGACAUCAUGGUCACCCUCAAUGAAGCUGCAAGUGAAGUUGGCAUGGUCGGGGGUAUGGUGGACUCGAUUGCAGAGGCAAUGAGCAAGCUGGAUGAAGGUUCACCUCCAGAUCCCAAGGGAACCUUUGUUGAUUAUCAGACCACUGUGGUGAAAUAUUCCAAAGCCAUUGCUGUAACAGCACAGGAAAUGAUGACUAAGUCGGUUACUAACCCGGAGGAGUUGGGAGGACUGGCCUCGCAGAUGACCAAUGACUAUGGGCAUCUGGCUCUGCAGGGCCGGAUGGCUGCGGCUACGGCAGAACCAGAGGAGAUCGGGUUCCAGAUCAGGACUCGGGUGCAGGAGCUUGGCCACGGCUGCAUCUUCCUUGUGCAGAAAGCUGGAGCUCUGCAGAUUUGCCCUACGGACAGUUACACCAAGAGGGAGCUGAUCGAGUGUGCUCGCGCUGUCACAGAGAAGGUGUCCUUGGUUCUGUCUGCCCUCCAGGCAGGGAACAAAGGCACCCAAGCCUGUAUCACUGCUGCCAGUGCCGUGUCAGGGAUCAUCGCAGACCUGGACACCACCAUCAUGUUUGCCACUGCUGGCACCCUCAAUGCUGAGAACAACGAGUCCUUCGCAGAUCACAGGGAAAAUAUCCUGAAAACAGCAAAAGCUUUAGUUGAAGACACAAAACUGUUGGUUUCUGGUGCUGCCUCAAGUCAGGACAAACUGGCCCAAGCAGCUCAGUCCUCAGCCAACACCAUCACUCAGCUCGCUGAGGUGGUAAAACUGGGAGCAGCAAGCUUGGGAUCCGAUGAUCCUGAAACACAGGUUGUCCUCAUCAACGCCAUCAAGGAUGUUGCCAAGGCCCUCUCUGAUCUCAUUGGUGCUACCAAAGGAGCUGCCAGCAAACCAGCAGAUGAUCCCUCCAUGUACCAGCUGAAAGGAGCUGCCAAGGUGAUGGUAACAAAUGUCACCUCCCUUUUGAAGACUGUGAAAGCAGUGGAAGAUGAAGCCACUCGAGGGACGAGAGCUCUCGAGGCCACCAUCGAGUACAUCAAGCAGGAGCUGACGGUGUUCCAGUCCAGCGAGGUUCCAGAGAAGACAUCAUCCCCCGAGGAGUCCAUCCGGAUGACGAAGGGGAUCACCAUGGCAACGGCCAAAGCUGUUGCAGCUGGGAACUCGUGCAGGCAGGAGGAUGUGAUCGCUACAGCCAACCUGAGCCGCAAGGCGGUCGCUGACAUGCUGACAGCCUGCAAGCAAGCGUCGUUCCACCCUGAUGUGAGCCAAGAGGUUCGAGAGAGAGCCCUGCGCUUUGGCACGGAGUGCACCCUGGGGUACCUGGAGCUCCUGGAACACGUGCUCCUGAUCCUGCAGAAGCCAACUCCAGAGCUGAAGCACCAGUUGGCCUCGCUGUCCAAGCGCGUGGCGGGUGCCGUGACAGAGCUCAUCCAGUCAGCAGAGGCCAUGAAGGGGACAGAGUGGGUGGAUCCCGAAGACCCCACGGUGAUUGCAGAGACAGAGCUGCUGGGGGCUGCAGCGUCCAUUGAGGCUGCAGCAAAGAAGUUGGAGCAGCUGAAACCGAGAGCCAAGCCCAAGCAAGCAGAUGAGACUCUGGAUUUUGAAGAGCAGAUCCUGGAAGCAGCUAAAUCCAUUGCAGCUGCUACCAGUGCCCUGGUGAAGUCGGCUUCAGCAGCCCAGAGGGAACUGGUGGCCCAGGGAAAGGUUGGAGCAAUCCCUGCCAACGCAGCUGACGAUGGACAGUGGUCUCAGGGACUCAUUUCCGCUGCCCGGAUGGUGGCAGCUGCAACCAGCAACCUGUGCGAAGCAGCCAACGCCUCGGUGCAGGGCCACGCCAGCGAGGAGAAGCUCAUCUCCUCUGCCAAGCAAGUGGCAGCUUCCACGGCACAGCUGCUGGUGGCUUGCAAGGUGAAGGCUGAUCACGACUCCGAGGCCAUGAGGAGGCUGCAGGCUGCAGGCAACGCUGUCAAACGUGCAUCAGACAAUCUUGUGAGGGCAGCCCAGAAAGCAGCUUUUGGCAAAGCAGAGGACGACGACGUCGUGGUCAAAACCAAGUUCGUGGGUGGCAUCGCUCAGAUCAUUGCAGCCCAGGAAGAAAUGCUGAAGAAGGAGAGAGAGCUGGAAGAAGCAAGGAAAAAGCUGGCCCAGAUCCGCCAACAGCAAUACAAAUUCCUGCCCACGGAGCUGAGGGAAGAUGAGGGUUAACCUGCUGAGAUUUUCUUCCUUUUUUGUUUUGUCUUUUUUUUUUUCUUGCCUUUUUUUUUUGUGUUUUUUUUUUUUUCUUUUAAAGAAAUAAGCUAAAGGGGGGACAGCACACUGAGAACUGCUCUGCCAGCAUACUGGCAUGCCAAGCACUUAGCUGAACAACUGCCUGUCACAGCUUUGGAUGAGCAGAGGGCAGUGACCACUUGUCCUUUCCCAUCUGCUCAGCUGAGGUGCAUCAUGAUCAAAUAAUGGUACAGUGUUAGGUUCAUCAUUCCUGUUCCUUCCUUGACUUAUAUCUCAGGAGAGAAUGUCUCGCUUUUUACUAAAGAUACGAAGUCAGUAUUAUUGUCACUCGCCUGAUGCUUGAGGUGUUGAUCGCUCCUGGACUCGGAGGACGUCCGUGCUGUUAGUGGGAAAACAGUCAAGAAAUCUUUGCUGUGCUCAAUCUCCCGUGAGCUGGGGGUGCUCCCCCAGCCCCCCCUGUGAAAAGAAGCCCAGGGUGCAGAAGGAGGUGUGGCUGAGUGGAGAACACGCUUGGAAGAAGAUGCCUGUCCUGUCAGUGUUACACACCUGGCUCACCCCACAACUGGAGGAGUGGUCUCUGCACCUGUUUGCACUAGUAGUGUUACUCCUCACCUGAUACCAACAAGCUUCUGCUUGGACAGUAUUUAGGUUUACAAGAUGUGGCAAUAGCCAUUCUGUAAAGAGCUCAGAAAACAAAGAAAUGGAAACCUUGUCACUGCCUCAAUAAUAGCAGGUUCAUGGAAGAAAAUGCUGUUGUCAAUUAUAUACCUCUGAUGUGUGACUACUUUUGCAGUAUUAUACACACAUACACGUGCUCUAACAUGGGACUGAAUGGUUUGCCUUUUGUUUUUUUAAUUGCAAUGCUCUGGUUCGUGCUGUGGUGUUUCUGUCAGAAUGUAUGCCAGUUAAAAAAGGGAAAUGCCCAGUACAGCAGAAGACUAUCACAACCCUUCUUAUUCUUCGAAUAAUUUACAUUUAUAAUGAUUAUGCUUUGAAACCUGUGGGAAUUGUAGGAGAAAACAAUAAGUGAAUGACGAGUAGACUCUUCCUGUAAUAUAUUUUUUAAGAAUUUGGACUCUAGGGAGUUUGUUUUCAUAGUUGCUAUUGAUGAAAAUGUAUCCACCAAGGCAUUGCAGAGAAGGAACAGCAGCAAUCUAUCAGCAAUCUUUGUCUUCAGCUGCAGAAAGGUACAGUAUGCUCUCAACAUCUCAGUUGUGACCUAAACAAUAGCAAUUUGGGUAGAGUAACCCAUCUUACUCUGUCCAAGAGAGAACACCAAUCACAGCAACUUCAACUAGAAAAGCUAAACUGUUUGCCUGACUACAGAAACACCACCACCAAUUGCCAACACGUCUCCAGCUCCACCUGAGCCCUUCCAAACCACAAUGGCAAGUCUGUUUGGCCCAAAGGAUGUUGCCCCUCCAGCCCUUCUGAAGGCUGUGCUGUCCUUGAGAUCCCUGCCAGGAGCGCUCAGCUGAGCCUGUUUGGCAGGGACACCCCUGCCUGGCUGUCACUGUUGCAGAAGACACUUGUCCUGUAGGCUCCAAGUAACCCUGUAGUGGUAGGUUUAUCAGUUUAGGUAGUGCUAACUCCUCUUUUAAGUUACCUGCAUGAGAUAGAGUUAUCAGGAAUUUUGUCACGCUAGUGUUAAAUAUAUAGCAAAAAACUGCUAGAGAAUGAAUACAUAUUCAAGUGUACAGAGUUUUUUACUGUUAGAGUCUCUUCUCUGAUACUGAUGUAUUUCAGACUCAGUAGAGUUGCUGGAGAAUCCACAAUCAUGAGAGGGGAACAAAAAAUUGGCCUUUCCCCACUGGAAUCCCUGGCAGUGCCAGCUGUGCUGUGACGUGUAGGUUGUGUGCACAUCAAACCCUCAACUAUCCAUGUGCAAUUCCCAGUCCUGUGAUUUUUCCACUUCAGCACAAUCAGUUGGGUUGGUUUUCAUUCAUCUCACUGUGAACAGCGUCACAGAAUCUCAACUCCCACACCAAGGAAAAGGCUUCCUGGAAAGUUUCAGGCAGAAGGCUAAACUGGUGUUUAUUGCUGUAAGACUUAAAUAAAGACAGCUCUAGUGAUGGGCAUUUUCUGCUGCUGUUGGUGGAUUCAGUUCUUUGCAGCUUCUUAUGUCUUUCUCCUUUUUUCCCUGGAUGGCCUCACAUUCCCAUCUCUUUUUUUGGAAAGGUCUGCCAGACAGAUUUGUUACUGCUUCCCUUUCACCCUGUGUUUAACCUCUUCUCUGAUCUCCUUGAAGCAUGAAGGAAGAUGAUACUGCCUUGAAUAAGACACCACUGUUUUAUUGUAGCUGUGAUACUGUUGUCAUAUCUUUUGGUCAGGAUGGUGUUUGCCAGUUUGAUACAAGCCAAAAACCUGGUGGAAUGCAACUAUGAAUGGAGAUACAGCUAGAAAACUGUCUCAGUAUGUGGAAGGACAGAGCAUGUUCCAAUUGUGUUCCAGAGACAAUUGUUUGGGAAGUCCAUUUUAGCACAGUUCUUCUGAGACUUCCCUGUUUCUGAUUUAAUGCCCCCUCUUAUCUGACAGAAAGUGUUUUCCCCUUGGCUGGGGCUCCAGGGAGGAACCACAGUCAGAUGAAUGGCUGAGCUGGACAACUGAAGUAUUUUUGUACUCAGAAUUUCGGGUCUUGGUUUGUGAACCAUGAAGAGAAUAUGAGGUCACCUAAAGGCUUUCUAUUUGGAUUUUUUUUCUUGCUGUUAUGAUUUGCAGUGUCACUGAAGUCCACGUGUGAAUGUCUGGGGAGUUUGGGACUGGUCCGUGCGUUCCUUUGGCGUGGGGGACUUGCAGCAGGAAGUGACAAGUUGGAGUGAGGGGUCGAUGCUAAUUAAUCAGAAGGACAGAUGUUUACUUUGUUCUGUUAACUUGUGAAAUGGUAAAUGAGCUCUGUUGUAUCUCACCCUUCUUCAUGUGGAAUUCACUUUAAGAAUUGUAUGCAAAUUAAAAACAAAAUGCCUCAAA